This is a messenger RNA of Colletotrichum chrysophilum, 600 nucleotides long. RefSeq lists its product as uncharacterized. Bases 1 to 600 code for a protein of 199 amino acids. The transcript is spliced from 3 exons. The record is from RefSeq and is a predicted model, not a curated record. Gene Ontology annotation, cellular component: endoplasmic reticulum-Golgi intermediate compartment; extracellular exosome. Gene Ontology annotation, molecular function: calcium ion binding. Lineage: Eukaryota; Fungi; Ascomycota; Sordariomycetes; Glomerellales; Glomerellaceae.
AUGCGUACAAUCAACCUCGCGAUCUUGGCGCUCGCCAGUCGAGCUCUGGCGCAUGGCGACCACAGCCAGAAGCCGAUGGUAGACGAGCACGCCGACUGGAUGACAAAACACAUGGCUGAGGAACAUCACAUGGAGGGCUGGGACUCGGCCUCCUUCUUUACCCUGCACGACUACAACAGCGACGGCGUGUGGCAAGGCGACGAAAUCCUCCGCACUUACGGCCUCUUCGACGACUCGAACCACCACGUAUCCGAAGAGAAGCGCUUCGAGAUCUUGCACGAGCUCAUGCUGCUGCUCGAUCACAACCAGGACGGCCACGUCGACCGUCAGGAGUGGAAUGACUUCACCAGCGCGGGCAAGACGUUGCCGGACGUCGGGAUGGGACCGGGACACCACGGCGACGACGAGUACGAGUACGAGAUCCAUCACUGGGAGAAAUACCACGACGAAAACACCAAGCUCGAGGACCUGACCCACCCCGAAGACAUUGAGCACUUCAAGAAGCACGAGCAGAUGGAGGACGAGCAGGAGAGGUUAGAGCAGCUGGACCACAUGGCCGUCGUCGAGGCCAACAUCCCGCAAAAGUUUAGGCGGUCAUAG